Molecule: messenger RNA, 1359 nt
Organism: Galendromus occidentalis (western predatory mite)
Lineage: Eukaryota; Metazoa; Arthropoda; Arachnida; Mesostigmata; Phytoseiidae
Exons: 8
Coding region: 1-1359 (452 amino acids)
Source: RefSeq, a predicted model, not a curated record
AUGCUUCACUUGAGGGUAUCGGCUGUGCCGUUCAUGUUCUUGGUCACUCUAUCGGAGGAUGGCUCAUUGGGAGGGACUUUCGGUGGCAAGUUCGACGCUGUGUGCAGAAUGAUGAACACAACUUAUAAGGCGAGUCUCCCUUCGGACCAUUCUUGGGGUUCGUGCAAUCAAACGAAAUGCUCGGGGAUGUUUGCUGCAGUGCUGCAGAAUGAGACUGAGGUCGCUCUCGGACCGCAUUCCUUGCUCGAAACAUAUGCCCAGCACUUCGAACCUGGGAGCCCGCUCGACUUCCGGGCAUUCAACAUCAUAACAGGCAUGCACACUCCCUACGCGGUCGACUCAAGCGCAGUGUUGAGACUGCUGGACACUGGAAUGUACAUCUGCCUAUUCGUCUCGCCAUGGAUGAUUGCCGUUUCCGUGGUUGUCACUGUGUGGCUCCAGCAGCGGACGACGGAUGAAUCGUCGCAUAAGCCGAUUCCUCUAGACUUCGGCGUCCUCGUAAUAUCUGGUUACCAGACAAUAUUGAGUCAAAGUGGCCAGUACCACAAUCGGAGCGCUACGAGCCGCCUAAUUGUUAUCGCAUUCAUUUUGGUGUGUCUGUUCGUGAGUAUCCUGUUCUCAUCGUUCAUCAAAGCUUCCAUGAUGAACAAGCCGCCAACAAAACGGAUACUCCACCUCAGGGAUCUGGUCAAGGAGAGAGAUUUGAGACCGAUCAUUGUGAAAAACACGUACUUGACUGACCUUAUAGAGCUCCAGGCAGAGGUCAGCAGCGACUACCGGGCGCUCAAUAGAAUAUUCGAGGAGAAAGGAUUAUUGAAUCGACCGAGCGACAUGCUCUCUUCGGAGAGUACAGGGGCGGUUUUGAACGGGAGCGCGUUCGCAUUCGCUCCUUGUGAAAUGUUCCGCUUCUAUUACUACCGCGGCUGGCAAGCCUUGAAGGAAGCCGACCGGGGAUACUAUCACUGCUCGAAGGAUGUCGUUAUCGCAGUGCAUGUGACAUGGUACUUCAGUCGAGUCUCGGUUUCUAAUGACUUCAUCAAGGAGUUCAACCGGAAAUCGCGAUGGCUCGUCGAAUCACCGCAGAAGUACGUCGACGAGUACCGUUUCCCUCAGAUACCUAUUUGGUACAGAGUGUACGAAACGCCUCUGACAGAAGAAAAAGCGGAUCCGAUCGCUCUACACGAUAUGCUCGGCUCUGUUCUCAUCUAUCUGAGCGGCCUAGCCUUGGCCUGCGUUUCUCUCCUUCUGGAGCUGACAGGAAAACAACUCGAAAUCGCACUGAAGAUCAUCCACAAAGGGGAUGAUCCGUUGUCGAGGCUUCGAGACUCCUUCCGGUGCGGUUUUCUCCGAACGGGAUAA